Messenger RNA from Plodia interpunctella (Indianmeal moth), 2040 nucleotides. It is a transcript of the gene SC35, whose product is annotated as SR family splicing factor SC35. Bases 180 to 659 code for a protein of 159 amino acids. The record is from RefSeq and is a predicted model, not a curated record. NCBI's taxonomy places the organism in Eukaryota, Metazoa, Arthropoda, Insecta, Lepidoptera, Pyralidae. The transcript is spliced from 4 exons. Gene Ontology annotation, molecular function: RNA binding.
UUUCCGGUCGCCAUAUUAUUUCAUCUCAUCACGCACGGCACGGCAUUCUCGGCGUUUGCUGAAAAACGUUGUGUGGUGUUAUGUGGUAUAAUAGUUUCUAAAGAACCAAUUCUUUGUAAUAAGUGAACAAUUGUGAUUGUUUUAUUUGUGUGAUUACUGAUAACUACAACUAAAUCAUCAUGAGCUACGGAAGGCCACCGCCGCGUAUCGACGGCAUGGUGUCGCUCAAAGUGGAUAAUCUCACAUACAGAACAACGCCAGAAGAUUUACGCAGGGUAUUCGAAAGAUGCGGAGACGUUGGCGAUAUUUAUAUCCCAAGAGAUCGCUAUACGAGAGAAAGCAGAGGAUUUGCUUUCGUAAGGUUCUAUGAUCGCCGAGAUGCAGAGGAAGCUCUGGAGUCUCUUGACGGGCGCAUGUUAGAUGGCAGGGAGCUCCGCGUACAAAUGGCCCGUUAUGGACGGCCUUCAUCUCCAUACAGAAGUCGUUACGACCGCAGGCGCAGCAAAUCCCGUGGUCGGUCCAGGUCCCGGUCGCGCUCGCGCCGCCGCUCGUACUCGCGCAGCCGCUCUCGCUCGCGCAGCCGCAGCCGCUCGGACUCCAAGAGCUCCCGGGGCCGCUCGCGCAGCCGCAGCCAUUCCCGCUCUCGCUCCAGGCAUUGAACAUCUGGGUUGAGAGAGUACCUGCUAGUAAGCUGAAGUGCUGUCACACAUGUCCGAGCAGCCUUCAGCCAAGGUACUAAUCUCACACUCACUAGCCAUCCCAGACCUAACUAUGAUAGCAUAGUGGCAAAGCAUACAAUGUAUCAAAUAGUAUUUUAAGUUGUCACUGUAAUUCACUAAGAUUUUUAUUGUAUCCUUAUUUUUUGUUUCCUUGAAAAUAUUUUGUAUUGAUGUGAAUGUCAGUUUGUACAAAUUCUUUGUGACUAGAGUCAAAAACAAUGAUUGCUUUGCAUUCUGAAUAUUUGUUUUAGUUUGAUUCUGCUGAUUUUUCAUUACUGUGCAGUGAAAAACUAAAGUUUUGUAGCAUGUUUUUAAGUAAUAAUUCCCUUUUUGAUUUAAUAUGUACUUUCAUGUGACUUACUUAGGUGUGAGGCCGUGUUGGUCCUUAGAUAUUAUUGCAGGUUAUAAUAACAUUCUCAAGAAGAUUCUACCCAAAGGAUUAUUAUGGGCUAAUUGGGCAAUGUAUUGGGACAUCCUUGAUUUGGUAAAUACUACAAACAAACCAAAUAGAAUCUACUCUUAUGAAAUUAAAAGUUAUUAACACCAUCAUGGUAUUAUAGAUUGUGUUUCUGAUGUUGUUUUCAGUCUAGACAUUGUAUGUCACAGUUCCAUCAAUGCCUACUUGUAAUUUGUGUUUUAGAUAAAACAUGAUACAAAAGUCUAUGAUUAUGUAUUGUAAUAAUAUUAAUUAAAAUGUUAAUGUGCUCAGGGCGUGUGGAGAGCGCGGGGAGCGAGGCGGUAUGCGGGGGGGGAGGGGGUUUGCUGAUGCUGACAACUGCUGAAUUGCUGUUGUUGCUGUUCAUAAGUUAUGAGUAAACUUUUAUAUUAAUUGACAAACCGAGACAUGCUUAAAGUAGGUUACAAAGGUACAAUUGCCAACAAAUUAAGUAUCCCAUGUAACUGGAUUCUUUUUUAAAUAAAAGUAAUAUAUUCGUUUGAAUGUAAUGAGGCCAAGUGCCAUUAAUUUGACAAAGACACACAGUAGGUGGCAGCAGAAGGAAGGCAGUUAACUAAUACCGACAUUUGUUUGGCAGGCCGGUGCUGCUCGCUGGCCUGUUUGCUGUGGCAGUUUCCUGUGCUGAUUCCUGUGCUUUGCAGAUUACGUCUAGGUUUGUCUGUAAGCAGUUUCACUCCCCGACCUCAGAAUCGACGCUAAAGUACACUUUCAGGGUAGUUUUAUUACGGAAAUAUUUUAGAUACCUACGUUUUGAAUAUAGAUUUGGCAGCAAACUGGAAAUUUACACGAAGAAUGAGUUUACAAGAACACCUGGCACUGGAUUAUGUGUAGGAUUUAUUCUUAAUAAAUAAAUAUGUGACAAAA